ACAACCAAGGUAUGAUGGUGCUCCAAACUGUCGGGGACAAUCUGUUCAACGAAAGACUCCAGCAGAACAAUCUGAAAGGCCUAUAUCCUUCCAAACUGCAACGUCGAACGCUCGCUCCUCGAUCCAGUCGAUUACAAGCUCAGAAACCGUAACAAAAGACGACCCGGAGACACCAGACUCAGCAGGCAAGGAUGAGAACAGGGAUUCGGAUAAUGAGACGUCGAUGUCAACGGAUCAGCAAGUACGAACACUUGUAGAUGAGCUACGGAAGGUUCAACAGGAUAAGAGAGCACUUGAAAAGAAUCUCAACAAGGCAGAAAGGGAGAUUGACGACCUCAACAUCCAACUUGACGAAGCACAGGAGCGAGCCAUUCAGGCUCCGUGUGACCCUACGACGACAGAGGCAUACUGCAAUCUGGCAUCGAUUCUCCGCGACCGCCGGGCUCAAUGCGAGGAGCUUCGUAUUCAGCUGAAACAAUCGCAAAAGCGAGAGCAGGAGCUUGAACAACAGCUACACCAAGCAAGACAGAACGUUGAGCAUAACGAGAAUAUCAUUGGGUAUUUGAAUGGUCAACUGAGUGCUGCGACGCUCGAGAGGGACCAGAAUGCUCGGACCGCCGCGGCAUUGCAGUAUCAGCUGCACAAUUCUCGACAACAACAAGGUGUACAAGCCGACCAUCUCGGGAACCUGACAAAUGCGCUUAACCACGCAAAUCAAGACCGAGCGAGGUUUGCAAGUCUUGCAGAACAGUUGCAAGAGCAGCUCCGGGAACGUCAAAAUACCGCCGACAACUUGAAAACUAAUAGAGAUCUUACACGUUACCAGAGCCCGGAUAUGACUGCGAGGAGUACAUCGACGAUCACGGUGGAGAAAUUUGAUGGAAAGCUGAGCAAAGUUAAGCGCACAACAAAACAGAACGGACAGCUUUCCGGGUAGCGGGUUGAUUGAGAGACCAUUACAGCACAAUGAGAUGAGACUACCAGAUGACAGGCUUGUCACGGUUCU
Mytilinidion resinicola is the source of this 1006-nucleotide messenger RNA. RefSeq lists its product as uncharacterized. The coding region runs from base 224 to 937 and encodes 237 amino acids. The record is from RefSeq and is a predicted model, not a curated record. The transcript has a single exon. NCBI's taxonomy places the organism in Eukaryota, Fungi, Ascomycota, Dothideomycetes, Mytilinidiales, Mytilinidiaceae.